Messenger RNA from Maylandia zebra (zebra mbuna), 2223 nucleotides. RefSeq lists its product as uncharacterized. Gene Ontology annotation, molecular function: RNA polymerase II cis-regulatory region sequence-specific DNA binding; DNA-binding transcription factor activity, RNA polymerase II-specific. Gene Ontology annotation, cellular component: chromatin; transcription regulator complex; PcG protein complex. The record is from RefSeq and is a predicted model, not a curated record. Gene Ontology annotation, biological process: regulation of transcription by RNA polymerase II. NCBI's taxonomy places the organism in Eukaryota, Metazoa, Chordata, Actinopteri, Cichliformes, Cichlidae.
GGUCUCCGGCAUAUCACGUUUCUGUUUCUCAUGCGUAAUUGGAAAGAUAUACGUUUCGUAGCUCGGAAGCUUGGUCUCUCUGCAAGAUAGCCAUUAACGUACAGGGAGGUGACUGGCAGCAGGCGAAGAGUCUGCUGGAGGAGCAUCUCAGCACCUGUAGUCAGAAACAUUGGUUCUUCAUCGAAGGCAAAAGAAGGGGAAGCGUGCUGAAACCUCUCCAAAUUUUUGACCAACCAAUGCCAGCAAGUAAAGAUGAACGAGUUGUAAUCCCUGUGGACAAGACUUUCAUCACUAUGAAGAAGGCCAGAAGACGCCAGCGCAUUGACAGUGGAGACAGAAGCUUCAUGUGUGAUCAGUGUGGAAAGGCUUUUACUCGUAAUAGCAGCUUAAAACAACAUAAGCUCAUCCACACUGGCAUUAAACCAUUCAGCUGUGAUCAAUGUGGAAGACAUUUCAAUCACAAUGGCAGCUUAAAACAACAUCAACUCAUCCACACUGGAGUUAAACCAUUCACCUGUGAUCAAUGUGGAAGGUGUUUCAAUCAAAAAGGCAGCUUAAAACAACAUCAGCUCAUCCACACUAGAGUUAAACCAUUCAGCUGUGAUCAGUGUGGAAAGUGUUUCAAUUAUGUUAGCAGCUUAAAAAAGCAUCGCCUUGUCCACACUGGAUUAAAAGCAUUUAGUUGUGAUCAGUGUGGAAAGUGUUUCAAUCACAAUGGCAGCUUAAAAAGACAUCAGGUCGUUCACACUGGCAUUAAACCAUUUAGCUGUGAUCAGUGUGGACAGGCUUUCAUACAUAAUAGCAAGUUAAAAAAACACCAGCUUAUCCACACUGGAUUAAAACCAUUCAGCUGUGAUCAGUGUGGAAAGACUUUCACUGAGAAUGGCAACUUAAAAAGACAUCAGCUCGCUCACACUGGAGUAAAACCAUUCAGCUGUGAUCAGUGUGGAAAGACUUUCACUCAGAGUGGCAGCUUAAAAAAACAUCAGCUCAUCCACACUGGAUUAAAAGCAAUUAGCUACAAUCAGUGUGGAAAGCCUUUUUCUCCGAGUAAUGGCUUAAAAGAACAUCACCUCAUCCAUGCUGCAAAUAAACCAUUUGUCUGUGCUCAGUGUGGAAAGUGUUUCACUGAGAAUGGCAACUUAAAAAAACAUCAGCUUGUCCACACUGGCAUUAAACCAUUCAGCUGCGAUCAGUGUGGAAGGACUUUCACUCAGAAUAGCACCUUAAAAAAACAUCAACUUAUCCACACUGGAUUAAAAGCAUUUAGCUGUGAUCAGUGUGGAAAGACUUUUACUGAAAAUGGCAACUUAAAACAACAUCAGCUCAUCCACACUGGAUUAAAAGCAUUUAGCUGUGAUCAGUGUGGAAAGUCUUUUUCUCCGAGUAAUGGCUUAAAAGAACAUCACCUCGUCCAUACUGCAGAUAAACCAUUCACCUGUGAUCUGUGUGGAAAGUCUUUUACUUAUAGUAAAAGCUUAAAAGAUCAUCUUCUCAUCCACACUGGCAUUAAAUCAUUUGUCUGUGGUCAGUGUGGAAAAGCUUUUACUCAGAGUACAACUUUAAAAAAACAUUUACUCAUCCACACUGGAAUUAAACCAUUUAUCUGUGGUCAGUGUGGAAAAGCUUUUACUCAGAGUACAACUUUAAAAAAACAUUUACUCCUCCACACUGGGGUUAAACCAUUCACCUGUGAUCAGUGUGGAAAGUCUUUUAGCUGCAUGAGUUCCUUGAAAGAACAUCAGGCCAUCCACACUGGCAUUAAACCAUUUGUCUGUGGUCAGUGUGGAAAGGGUUUUACUCAGAGUAAAACUUUAAAAGAACAUCAGCUCAUCCACACUGGAAUUAAACCAUUCAGCUGUGAUCAGUGUGGAAAAUCUUUUACUCGGCGUAGAAACUUAAAAAAACAUCAUCUCCUCCACAUUGGUGUUAAACCAUUCACCUGUGAUCAGUGUGGAAAGUCUUUUAGCUGCAUGAGUUCCUUGAAAGAACAUCAGGCCAUCCACACUGGCAUUAAACCAUUUGUUUGUUGUCAGUGUGGAAAGGGUUUUGGUUGCAUGGAUGCAUUCAAAAAUCAUCAACUAAUCCACACUGGAGUUAAUUAAUUUUUAUUGGUCAGUGCUGAAAUGCGGCCAAUUCUAUGUAAACAUUUUAAAAAAUCAGAUUGUUCACACUGCAAUUGUAGCGUGUAUUUAAUUGUGGUAAUUAUGAAAUUUGUGGAAA